GGCUGAGGGUGGAGAAGUUGGAUCAGUUGAGCCGAGAUUGGAUUUAUGAGGAGCGGACAAGGUGGUCUGAAGAAGUUCCUCUGAUUCCUAGCAGUAAGCAGAGGGAGAGUAGGAAGAGAUCCAGGAGUAGGUCCAAGGUCAGACUUGAGAGGAGUAAGAAGAUGCGGGUUCAGCCCAAAGAGGAUGCUAGUCUGGAGAGGGGAGUUCUUGGUGAGGAAACGCAUAUCAAGGUUUCAGUCCAGCCUGAUCCAGGUUUACCUGGAGUAGGGAAUGGAGUUGAUACUUUGCAUAGUGUGCCUGACCAGGGUAAAGAGAAGGAGAUGGAGGAGUCUGGUGUAGACUCAAAUAGCGUGAAGGAUCUCCUGGCCCGAUUGAAGUGUAGGAGGAGUGUGGUGAAACCUGCUAGAGAUAGAUCUGGGUCCCGGAGAGUCUUGUCCUAUGAUGAGAUUAUUGAGGGUCCUCCUAGGGUGGAGAAUGCGUAUGAGGAUCUUGAUUCUGUGUUCGAGAUUCCUAGUGAAGUAGAAGACUUCGAGGUUUAGAUUGAUGAGGGAGCGAUUG
Messenger RNA from Eurytemora carolleeae, 558 nucleotides. RefSeq lists its product as uncharacterized. The record is from RefSeq and is a predicted model, not a curated record. NCBI's taxonomy places the organism in Eukaryota, Metazoa, Arthropoda, Copepoda, Calanoida, Temoridae.